ACGUUACCCCGCCCACUUGUGUUGAGCCCCGCCCCCUCUUUGAUAUUGUGAGGGAGUCUGCUGACGGGCUUCAGGCUCCACAAAGCGAAUCAGCCGCGGGGAUUUUCAGCCAAGAAACACGGUGGAAACCAGAACCCCAGCACCGACUAAUAACCUCCGAAACGGCACCGAGGGUUGUUUUACUUCCUUAAGAUUACUAUUAUCGGCGGUUUUUUUUUCCUUCCUCUUUUUUUAAUAGAAGAAGAAGGAGGCCGGUCGCUUGGGGAACGCUGCCGAAUGAAAUUGAAGCAGCCUGAAGCCGACGUGGAGGAGCCGCAUCUCCGGACAUUAUAAAAGUUUUCUACGGAAAUUUCAGGAGUAAAAAAAAUGACUGUGAAUUACGGAGCACGGACUAUGGUCCCAGACUGUCCUUAAACAACUCUGGACUUUUGGGUUUAUUUUAUAUAUAACUAGUUUUUUUUUUGGAAAGUGGGGAAGAGUUUUUGGUGGCGAGUUCACACCCUUUUUUUGCGCUUCGUACCUGCUUUGGGCGGAAGUUUACACAGUGAGCCUUGCUUGGACGGUUGGAGGAAAAGUAAAAAAACCUGGAGGAAACCUAAUCAGGCUGAACAUAUGCACAGAUAUUGACCACCCAGAAGCUCAGGAUGGAACCUGCAACUCCGGCACUGCGAGGCAUCAACACUUCCUUCCACGAGUGGACUCUCUGACCAAGAUCUCUACCUAUGAGAACUAUGUUGUCCAGCCUGAGCCAGUGGUUCUGGAAUGAGCGCCUGUGGUUUCCAGCGGGUUUGGGAUGGGCCGACCUGCAGGAUCGCGACGGCCGCAUCUACCCCAAAGGCUCUGACCUCUGGGUUACUCUUCCAAUAGCCCUGGUCUUUCUGAUCAUACGGCAGAUAUUCGAGAGGACUGUGGCACUUCGACUGGCCUCGGUGAUGGGAGUGAAGGAGAAGGUGAGAGUCCGGGCAGAUCCCAAUCCUACACUGGAGUCGUUCUUCUGCACCUCGAGCAAACAUCCAGGACAGAGUGUGGUGGAGAGUUUAAGUAAACAGACAGGCUUUUCCCAGCAACAGGUGCAGAGGUGGUUUCGCAGACGGCGCAACCAAGAGCGUCCGAACCAGCUCAAAAAGUUCAGGGAAGCAAGUUGGAGAUUUACAUUUUACCUUCUUGCAUUUGCUGGUCUGGCUGUUCUCGUUGACAAACCCUGGUUCUACACAAUGGAAGAGAUGUGGAAUGGCUUCCCAACAUUGGUUCUCUUGCCUUCUCAGUACUGGUAUUAUAUGAUCGAACUGGGUUUUUACCUUUCACUCCUCUUCAGCGUGGCGUCAGAUGUGAAACGAAAAGACUUCAAGGAGCAGAUUGUUCACCAUGUUGCCACCAUUCUCUUGAUCAGUUUCUCCUGUGUGAACUACAUUCGAGCAGGAACUCUGAUAAUGCUGGUGCACGAUGCUGCAGAUUAUCUGCUCGAGUCAGCCAAAAUGUUUAACUACGCCGGCUGGAGAAAGACGUGCAACUAUAUCUUCAUCCUCUUCGCCGCUGUCUUCUUCAUCACAAGACUUGUCAUCCUCCCGUUCUGGAUCAUGCACUGUACAUGGGUCUAUCCAGUGACCCUCUAUGCUCCCUUCUUUGGUUAUUACUUUUUCAACGGACUUCUGCUGGUGCUCCAGUGCCUGCACAUCUUCUGGUUUUUGCUCAUUCUGCGCAUGGCGAUCAAAUUUCUUCCCGGCAAUCACAUUGUGGAAGAUGAGCGUAGUGACAAAGAGGAGACUGACGACUCCGAGGAUGAGGACGAGGACGAGGUGCAGGAGAGACGCCCCAAGACGAAAAACGGACCUCUCCAGAACGGCCACUCCGCCUCCAAUAACAACCACCACCGCAAGAUGGAGUGAUUGGGUACGGAGAAGAGGAGAUGAGCAGAAGUAUUGUUCUCUCCUGUUCUCUGCCACACUUAUACACACAUCCAGACUAAUAGAUUGAGGCUGCUGGUUUGAAAGAUCGGCUUACACACAUACAGUCAGACGAACACCUCUGACCGAGUAUAAGGUUCACAUUUAAACACUAAUUCCCCCCGCAAAAAAAAUAAUGUCAAAUCAUUGUAACGGUCAGUUUUUUGUUUUAGUAAAAAAAAAAAAAAUGCACUGAAUCCUGCAGCAGAAAUCUCUAUUCAGUGACUCUUCCUCAACCUGCUUUAGUAAAUGACCUGCCUAUCGCCUGGUUAAUGUGAAGCCCUCACUCGUCCCCCGUCUUUCUUUCUAGCCUUACUGCUGUCGUCUCUCAUCACACGCAAACACUGUAAAUGCGUCAUUCCGUACCUGAAGCCAAACUCGGAUCUUGAGUGCGGAGUCGAUUUCACCAAGCGGCCUUUAGCUAGGUCUCCAAAACACAUUCCUUGUGUGUGUGUGUGUGUGUGUGUGAGACACACACUUGCACUGCCAUCAGCUCUCAUGUGUACUGCCUAUGUUUCAGUUGCACUAUACCUUAAUGUUGCUACACGCUAUCACUGCACUAGAGAUGAUCCCCUGAGCGUAGAGGACCACUGAUCAACAUUACCACUUAAACACACUCAGAUUAUAACCUGAUACGUCGAUUUUAAAACUGUACAGCCCGGUACAGAACAACCUACAAAUCUCUCUUAGCUCGAAUGAAGACACCUACAUUGUCCAGACUCACCAUCCUGAAGCUGAAUGUCGAAUUAUUCUGCCUUCAGUGCCUUAAAUUUGCCCGGGAAAAUUCAUCACCACUCGAACAUCUCGAAUCGACGUUAUUAAUGAACUCAGCGUCCAAAAUUAAAGAUUUGCUCCAAGUCGAACAAGGAAAAAAUUAUUAUUUUAUUUCGUCUAAAAACGAUUGCUCACAUUAUGAUUUUACUGUUUUUUUUUUUUUCUUCUAUAGUUUUUUUUUUUUUUUUUUUAUGAUUUAUUUUUAUUUUUUUAUGUUCGUGUUCAUUUCGUCUUUUUACACGCGGUCCACGUUUCUUCGCGAAGAUUCCAAGACAUUUCAGUUUUGAACAUUUUUGAUGGAAUGCCAUUUAUGUAAAAAAAAAUAAAUAAAAAUGUUGUUUAAUAUUGAUAGUUUAAUAUGUAUAAUAGUUGAAAAAAUGGGUUGAGUUUCUGGAGUCAGCUGUUUUGGGGGAGGGGGUAAUGAAAGGGCAUUUCCAUAAGAAAAUGUCAUUUCUAUACAAACGUGUUCAGAAUGGCCAGGUGAGAGGGAGGGGGUGUUUUACCAAAUAAAGGUAGUAGUUCAAUCAUAAGCCACUGUUGUAGUAUUAAUAAGAUAAAGAGUCAGUAUUUAUCUUCAUUAGGCCUUCAGGUGCACUUUAUAAAGCUUCGCUGCAAUGAAAUAAAGCCCAGAGUACGAGUGUAGGUCGGAGCGCUUUAUAGCCGAGUCACUUUGUAACACUAUGCAUCUGUAAAACUCGUAAAGCUUCAACAAGGCUGAAACACUGAAACAGACACGAGACGUUUAUGGGCUGAAGAAGGAAACAUGCCCGUGUGUAGAAUCAUUGGUGGAAAUUUUUUAUCGUCCAGCAAACUUCUCGACUUUUCAGCCAGAGUAAGAAUUAAUAGCGAGAAAACACCUAAGAUUAAGGAUAGGAAUAUGAUUGCGUAUAAUGUUUACAUGUUGUGGUCUUGUUUAUUUCCUGAAUCCUGUUAAGGCUUUCGCUGAAUCACUGAUUCAGCCGCCUGAGCGUUUUCACUUUUCUCAAGCGCUCUCGUUCCUGUUACCUCCGCUCUCCAAAGCGCGUUCGUCAUUAUUUCGGUACAAUCCAUUCAUGCCACUGAGCUUUGACUUCACCUUAAAUACCCCGAAAGCGGCCUUGAUUUCGUUUUACUACAUGGUACCUGGAAAAAAAAAAAACGUAUGCAGACGAUGUCGCCUCAAAUCUAAAAAGCAAUCCGUACUGAAGCAGAUAUGAUAGGAUUAAACUUCCAGAUAAUUCCUGUAAUUACUCUCUUCAGUCUCUUCCAACCUUUUCAUUUAUAUUCCUCUCUUUUCUGUUUUCCCCCUCUCCUUAUCGAAGUGAGUCCCCUGACAACCGAAUGCCAAAACCAAUUCAACCAAAUUAAAUCUCAUCAUCCAUUGUCUACAUCCCUGAUACACACAAAAACCUGAUCGGUGGCACGACUGCCAGUGUUUUUAUGUUGUAUUUUGUAUCAUCAUUAUGCAAUUUAAGAUAAAAGACUGUGGAUAACCAAA
Molecule: messenger RNA, 4194 nt
Organism: Silurus meridionalis
Lineage: Eukaryota; Metazoa; Chordata; Actinopteri; Siluriformes; Siluridae
Gene: cers2a
Product: ceramide synthase 2a
Biological process (GO): ceramide biosynthetic process
Cellular component (GO): membrane
Molecular function (GO): sphingosine N-acyltransferase activity; DNA binding
Source: RefSeq, a predicted model, not a curated record